Messenger RNA from Gaeumannomyces tritici R3-111a-1, 294 nucleotides. RefSeq lists its product as hypothetical. Lineage: Eukaryota; Fungi; Ascomycota; Sordariomycetes; Magnaporthales; Magnaporthaceae. The record is from RefSeq and is a predicted model, not a curated record. Bases 1 to 294 code for a protein of 97 amino acids. The transcript has a single exon.
AUGGACGAUUUUGCGGAUUACUUUCCGGGCCGCUCUGUCGACAGUGCUCGUGCCUUUGAGACGUAUUCUCAGCUCGUCGAGGAUCCACGCGACCGCCUGCGUAUGCGUAGCGAGAGCCCUCAGUUGAGGGCCGACACUCCCCAGGUCCUCUGCAAUGGUGGAGAUGCUACGUGCCAGGGUGGAUCCGGUUGCCGCGAUCCCCGUGAUGGCGGAGACGAGGCCUACCACUUCGGCCAUCCUUUUAUCGUGGGCGCGGCUUGCGUCGCUACUUUGGUUAGGCGGAGCGCCGGUUGA